Molecule: messenger RNA, 1353 nt
Organism: Suillus subalutaceus
Lineage: Eukaryota; Fungi; Basidiomycota; Agaricomycetes; Boletales; Suillaceae
Product: histidine phosphatase superfamily
Exons: 11
Coding region: 1-1353 (450 amino acids)
Biological process (GO): dephosphorylation
Molecular function (GO): phosphatase activity
Source: RefSeq, a predicted model, not a curated record
AUGUCACAAGAUACUGACAACCAACUGUUGGGAGUCGUGUUACUCGUCCGUCACGGGGAUCGUCAAGGAUUUUAUCAAGACCCUGACACCUAUACUGCAACUGCUACGCAGAUCACUCCUCUGGGCAAUCAACAAGAGUUUUUGCUCGGCAGCUACCUACGUUCAUUAUACUUGAAUGAGUCAUCGCCUUCGUACAUCCCUGGCAUGAGCACAGGGCUAUUCAAUCCGGCCCAGGUGUACAUUCAAGCAGACUUUGGAGACGAAAAUGGUGUCAUUUAUGAUUCUUGCGUAUCAUUAACGCAGGGACUUUGGCCUGCCACACUCUCAAACAAUAUCACCCUUGCUAAUGGGACAACGAUCAUGGCUCCCCUUGGAGGGUAUCAGUAUAUACCUAUUGAGACUGUGGAUCCCAACCUGAGUAUAGCAUUGGAAGGUUUCGCUAAUUGCAAUACCUUCAACACGCAUACGACAGAGUUUUACAAUUCAUCUAUCUUUCAAGAGAUGGCUACACAAAGCGCAGCUUUCUUGGACUUGCUGCCUCCUUAUCUGAAUGGAAGAUCGGUCCAGCUGGAGAAUAUGUGGAAUAUAUACGACUUUAUGAAUGUGAAUGAUAUCCACAAUGCCACCUUUGCCAACGCUCUCCCAGCCACAUACCUAGCUCAAGUACAAACUUUGGCUAAUUGGCACGAGUACAACGUCUUUAGCGACCAGUCCAUCUCAGGCGUCGGGAACAUUGCCGGUUUGGCUAUUCUGCCAUCGAUUCUCAAUGGAUUUGCAGACAUCACGAAUUCUACAAGUCCCGUGCAGCUAUCGAUUACCGCUAUUUCAUAUAAACCUUUCCUCUCCCUCUUUAAUAUGACAGGUGUUGCUAGUGCAAACCCGAGUCUUGCAGGCAUUGUCAACUACGCUGCCGCCGUUGCUUUGGAAUUGCGUCAACCUUCUGGGGGUGGUGAACCUGUGAUCCGUUUCAACUUCAAAAACGGAACUGACGCAGACUUCGUGACAUACAACUUCCUCAACCUAACAGGAGAUGUCCCGUUAUCUGCUUUCAUCGAUGCUAUGGCUCCUGUCGCAGUAAACACCACGGCAACUUGGUGCAGUGUUUGUGCCAACGACCAAGACAGUGGUUGCGCUGCUCUUGCUCUUGCGACAGAACAAGGAGAAGCCGCUGCUCGACCCAAAAUCAGUCCAGCUGGAGCUGGCGUCCUUGGCGCGGGUUUGACUCUUAUAGUUGUUGCAUUGAUGGGCUUCACCCUGGCUUUCCUCGGAGUAUUGACGAUUAGUAGGUUUGGGAGGCGGCGGUCAAGGCAUCCUGGCGCAUUCGAACUCAAAAAAGACGGCGAAAGCAUAUGA